AUGCCUCCUAGGAAGGGUGGCAGGCCGACCCUCAGUCAGGGUCUGGACCGUGAGGUCUACCAGAUCGUGCGCAAGAUUAUUGACGACCAACCCGAGACUGGGCGCAUUCGACUAUCGGUCCCGACGAUUUAUGACACAAUUAAGAAAUCCAACUCGAGUUUGAACCGGAAACCGAAGAGACUUAUCGAGGAUAGUCUUGAGCGGGUAUUGGAGGUUAUCAAAGCUGAUAUGGGUGAAGAGGACGAGGAUUCCAUGGAGGGGGACUUUGAGGGACUUGAAGAGCCCGCCGCUACGGAACCCAAUGGAAUGAACCAGAGCGUCGUUGGCUCGUGGGCAACAACGAAGGCCAAAAAGAUCGCCGAAUCCACCGCUAGCACACCGGCACCCACUGCCUCCAAGAGAAGAACGCAUGGUGGAGAAUCUGUUCUGGCCGAUUUGGGUGGACUGGACGAUGUUGUUCAGGAACUUGGGGACUUGGUCAUUCUACCCAUGACCCGGCCACAGGUCUAUCUAUCAUCAAACGUGCAGCCGCCGCGCGGAGUAUUGCUGCAUGGUCCGCCAGGUUGCGGUAAGACGCUAAUUGCGAACGCUUUCGCAGCGGAGCUGGGUGUGCCCUUCAUCUCAAUCUCUGCUCCUUCAGUCGUGUCAGGAAUGUCGGGUGAAUCCGAGAAAGCCCUGCGCGAGUACUUCGAAGAGGCCAAGCGUCUUGCUCCCUGUCUGAUCUUCAUCGACGAGAUCGAUGCGAUUACGCCGAAGCGCGAGAGCGCUCAGAGAGAGAUGGAGAAGCGAAUUGUCGCCCAGCUUCUGACCUGCAUGGAUGAAAUUGCCCUUGAAAAGACAGACGGCAAGCCCGUUAUCGUACUCGCGGCAACCAACCGCCCAGACAGUCUCGAUGCUGCUCUGCGCCGCGGUGGUCGUUUCGAUAAGGAAAUCAACAUGACCGUGCCCUCAGAGCCAGUCAGAGAACAGAUCCUACGUGCACUCACCCGCAAAAUGCGCCUGGCAGACGACAUUGACCUCAAGACGCUAGCUAAACGAACCCCCGGUUUUGUAGGCGCCGAUCUCAACGACCUCGUCUCGACCGCCGGCUCAGCUGCCAUCAAGCGGUACCUUGCGAUCCUGAAGUCAAACAGCGGCGAAGAAAUGGAGAUGGAAAUCGAAGGCGAAGACGAUAUCAGCCCGCGAGUCCGCGAACUCCGCCGUCUUAUCACCCAUGCUAAGGAAACCCCCAUCGGGGACGAAGCAGAAGUCGUCCUCGUCUCCAACGCAGACUUCUUCACAGCCCUCCCCAAGAUCCAACCCUCCUCCAAGCGCGAGGGCUUCGCCACAAUCCCCGACACAACCUGGGCCGACAUCGGUGCCCUCGGUGGCAUCCGCGACGAGCUCGUCACUGCCAUCGUCGAACCAAUCAAGAACCCCGAUAUCUAUGCAAACGUCGGUAUCACCGCCCCGACUGGCGUCCUCCUCUGGGGCCCGCCCGGUUGCGGUAAAACCCUCCUCGCAAAGGCCGUCGCCAACGAGUCCCGCGCAAACUUCAUCAGCGUCAAGGGUCCCGAACUGCUCAACAAGUUCGUCGGUGAGUCUGAGCGCGCUGUUCGCCAGGUCUUUGUCCGUGCCCGCUCUUCCGUGCCUUGUGUUAUCUUCUUCGAUGAGCUCGAUGCCCUCGUGCCCCGCCGUGACGAUACGCUCUCUGAGGCCUCUGCCCGUGUCGUCAAUACACUCCUCACAGAGCUUGAUGGUCUCGGCAGUAGUCGCCAGGGUAUCUAUGUCAUCGCUGCUACUAAUCGGCCUGAUAUUAUUGAUCCUGCUAUGCUGCGUCCUGGUCGUCUUGAGACUCUUCUCUUUGUUAACUUGCCGACGCCGCUCGAGCGUGUCGAUAUCUUGCAGACUCUUGUCCGGAACUUGGCUAUUGAGUUUAGUGAGGAUCUUCGCAAGCUCGCUGAGGAGUGUGAGGGCUUCAGUGGUGCUGAUUUGGGCAGUUUGUUGCGUCGCGCUGGUUACUCUGCUAUCAAGCGUCGCGAUAGUAUUAAGUUCCUUGACUUCGUUGCUGCUAAGUCGUUUGUUCGGCCUAGUGUUACGGAUUUGAGGAAGUAUGAGAAGCUCAGGAGGGACUGGAGUGGCGGCGUGGUCUGA
Molecule: messenger RNA, 2133 nt
Organism: Penicillium crustosum
Lineage: Eukaryota; Fungi; Ascomycota; Eurotiomycetes; Eurotiales; Aspergillaceae
Product: putative AAA family ATPase/60S ribosome export protein Rix7
Exons: 4
Coding region: 1-2133 (710 amino acids)
Biological process (GO): ribosome biogenesis
Cellular component (GO): nucleus
Molecular function (GO): ATP hydrolysis activity; RNA binding; ATP binding
Source: RefSeq, a predicted model, not a curated record